Aegilops tauschii subsp. strangulata is the source of this 2727-nucleotide messenger RNA. RefSeq lists its product as uncharacterized. Lineage: Eukaryota; Viridiplantae; Streptophyta; Magnoliopsida; Poales; Poaceae. The record is from RefSeq and is a predicted model, not a curated record.
UGACAGUACAGCUGAGACGGGACAGCGGCACCCAGAGCAACCACAGCUCCCCUCUAUCCCGUGGGAGGAGACCCAGAUCGGCUCGGCUCCUCGCUCGCUGUCCAGCGGUAAAAAGGAGCAGGGGGCAGAUUCAUCGCAGAUAGGGGGAGGAAGAAAACAACUCGGCGCAACAGCGACGCCCGAGAUGUGGUGAAAGAGAGAGCUGCCUCCCACUGCCUGCCUGCCUGCCUGCCUGGGGAAAGAAAGAGAGAGCGGAGAGGAAAAACAUCACAAGAAAAGCAUGCAGAAAGGAGCAGGAGGAGGAGACCAGUAGCCUCCCCCGCAUCGGCCUCCAAUUGUUUUUCCUCCUCGCGUCAAAAGGGAGAGGGAGAGGGGGCAGAUCAUGGCCGCCGUCAUGGAUUUGGAUCUCAACUGCGCGCCGCCGUCGCCGGAGCCCGCGCCUCAGGACCACCGCCUCGCCCACGCAAUGCUCCGCCAAGAACACGCCUACCGCCACCAGGUGGAGGACCUGCAUAGGCUGUAUUGGGCGCAGAGGAAUCUCAGGCCCGAUGUGCCCUUCUGGGAGCAAUCCCACGAUGUCCUCUAUCCUGUUCCCACCCAUUCCAUGGCCAUGGCCACUUCCUCCCAAUCCCACAUCCACAUGAUUGAUCCGGAUCUGUCGCGAGGCAAGCAGGCCAUUUGGUGUGGCAAUGGGGUUGCAGGGAAUUUGGGCGCUGAGGGUUCUUCUGUCAGGAGGAAACCUGACCAUGGUGGUGGUGUGCAGGGGAGGUCCGGUUACCGCCGUAUGAUCGAUCUAGAGAAGCCGGCGACGUCCGAGGACGACGAUGAUGAUGUGGAGAUCUUGUCUCCUGCCCGGUUCAGUGACUAUGCCAAGCGCAAUGCUGGGUUUGUGGAUAAUUCUCAGUGUUAUCCAAGGGAGAAUGCUGCCCAUGUUCGUUUCGGUUCAACUGGAUCUAGUGAUACCCCAGACAGUCAUUCACCAGUGAAAGCAAAGGCUACUGCAUCUGGACGCAUGCUUAUCGACCUGAAUAUAGCUCAAGAAGAUGAUUUAAAUGUUUGCCCUGAUUCUUCCAAAAACGUGUUCUGUUCUCCUUUGGCUAGUUCAAGAACAAUGCAAUCAGGAGAAGGUUGCAGCAACUCCAGCAAAGCAUUCCACAUCAGAGCUGAGUCGAGCAUUGGAUCUUCAAAAGGGUCUUCGAUCACAGUUGCGGCAUCAAUGCCGGCCCCAGACAGCAUGAGGGAAGUGAUGGCCAGAGGUAUUUGUGACCCACAGAGCAGUUCUAAGCCUUUCCGCGUGGAAGCUUCAAAUCAUGACGUGCGUCUCAGAGGAAAUAUCCAGCAUCAACAUACACUAGAUAAUGUCUCUGGAAUGAGUUCUCAGGCCUCUAUGGAAAUUCCACGUGAAGAGAUGUCAGUUAGGGCGAGCGGUCGACAUUCUUCUUCUUCUUCAGACUUACAAAAAAUAGGAGGACAAACAGCUGUUUAUAGGGAGUGCCAAGAGGAGAGUCUAGCAGUAAUCUGUGAUGAUGAAAUGGAGGGUUUUGACUUGAAUGUGUCUGUUGGAAGCAUCGAGCUCCCAUCGAUGAUGGAUAGCAGUCCCAGAGAGAAACAUGCAAGUAGUAGUGAUGGUGUUGACAAACUUCUAAGUCAUUACUUUACUGAGGAUAAGGUCCAGGAAAACAUUUCUUCCGUCGAAUGUCCAACUAUCAUAGACCAACAACACAUGGCUGAGAGUAUGGACGGUAAAAGUGUACGGUCGCCAGACUCCGGAGUUGCAACAAACAGAUCGAUGUCGAUUCCAGAAACUCCCCAAGGUCGUGACUACGCUUGUCCAAGAUUGAGACCAUCAAGUAACGGAGAAUCAAAUUCUAUGAACGCGCCCAUCACAUAUCAAGUUGUGACAGAAGAUGAGCUACUAGCGUCCACAGCAGCUCAGACACUCGUUUCCUUGUUCACGGAUAGCGCUGCGUGGAUCACAGACAGCCAUUGCAGCAACAACCAGGCAGAUGCUCAGGAUGGAGGCGAUGAACCGCAGGUCUCGCUGGACUCGUUCGAGGAAGGCGUGAUGAACCUGGAGGCUCUGAGAGACGAUGGGGAUUCAGUCGCUGUGAGAGCGCCGGACAAGGACGGGCCUUCAUGUGGGAUCAAGCUGCGGAGAGGGAGGGGGAUGAGAGACUUCCAGAGGGAGAUAUUGCCCGGGCUGGUCUCCCUCGCGAGGCACGAGAUAUGCGACGACUUGCAUGCUAUAGGGUAUGAAAUCAGGAAGACCAGGCAGAGGAGGGCGCCCGGGGACAAGUACGGUCCGUCGACCCGGUCAAGGCUGCCUCGGCGUUGCUCCAAUGCAUGGAACUAGUGAGGGUUUUUUCAUACGGAAGCACUGGCGAAGCGCAAUGCCGACGAAGGAAAUGUGGGGGAGUAGGAGUUGUGAGGGCAAUUCUGGCCAGGCCUGUGAAUAUCGUCGUGUAUGAACUAUGAAGCCUAGCUGAAACCGGUCUGCUGCUAGCGCCAUCGUUCGGUCGGUGAAUUCCUUUUUUCGGUUAAUCGACAAAAAAGCUUGGUGAUAAUGCCGGAGGGGUGGUAGGUUGCGCCUUUUAUUUAGUAGCUGCGGAUUUAUAUUUAGCAAGUGAAGUGAUGAUGGUAAAGCUCGACAAUUUUUUUUGUUUCUGUAACCUGGAAGAAUGAUUUGGAUGAAUGGCCCCAUAGAACAAGGCUCCCUCCCUGUGUGUA